AAACAUUCUAAUUGCAGUUCCAAUUUCAAUUUCAAUUCCAAUUUCCAAUUAGACAAUGAAGGGCAAGUUCAACGGCACCAUUCUCCAGAGCGAGGCUCUCGCCAAGUAUGUUUUGGAAACGAGCGCUUAUCCGAGAGAGCACGAGCAGCUCAAGGAGCUGCGGCUGGCCACAGUCGACAAAUACAAUUUUUGGAGUAUGAUGAAUGUACCGGCAGAUGAGGGGCAGUUCAUCUCGAUGCUGCUCAAAAUAAUGAACGCGAAGAAGACUAUAGAGGUCGGAGUCUUCACCGGCUACUCUCUUCUUUCCACUGCCCUCGCCCUCCCCGACGAUGGCAAAAUCAUCGCCGUCGAUAUCGACCGCGAAGCCUUCGACACCGGUCUGCCUUUCAUCCAGAAGGCAGACAUGGCCAACAAAAUUCAAUUCAUCCGGUCCGACGCCAUGACAGUCCUCCACGACCUCCUCAACAAGGGGGAAGACGGGACGUUCGAUUUUGCGUUUGUGGAUGCGGAUAAGUCGAGAAACAUAAAGUACCACGAGGAGUUGUUGAAGUUGGUGAGGGUUGGUGGGAUAAUCGCCUACGACAACACGCUCUGGUCGGGGUCGGUGGCGGCGACGACGGAGGAAGAAGUGAAGAUACAAGAUUUUAUGAAGGCGUGUAGAACUCACAUCAUGAAAUUCAACACAUUCCUCGCCAGUGACCGCCGCGUCGAGCUCGCCCACCUGUCCAUCGGCGACGGCCUCACUCUCUGCAAGCGCCUCGUCUAAAUACCAAACCCUUAAUUUCCAUUUUUAAUUAAUUAAUUAUUUUCUAUUUUUAAAAAAUAAAGAAAAUAAAAUUGUUUUUCUUUUAAUUUUAAUUUUAAUUUUAAUUCUAUUUAUUAUUGUUAAAUGUAUUUUGAUUAAUAAU
Andrographis paniculata is the source of this 908-nucleotide messenger RNA. Its product is annotated as flavonoid 3',5'-methyltransferase-like. NCBI's taxonomy places the organism in Eukaryota, Viridiplantae, Streptophyta, Magnoliopsida, Lamiales, Acanthaceae. The transcript has 4 exons. Gene Ontology annotation, molecular function: S-adenosylmethionine-dependent methyltransferase activity; O-methyltransferase activity. The record is from RefSeq and is a predicted model, not a curated record. The coding region runs from base 56 to 766 and encodes 236 amino acids.